AUGGAGGCACUGAUGAUUCUUUUAAGAAGAUUGGCGUAUCCUAAUCAAUGGAGUAAUCUGGUGCCUGUUUUCGGGCGAACAGUAUCAGAACUGAGCUUGAUAUUUAACAAGGUAAAAUUGUUGCUCUGUCCAUUUGUCUUCCCUGUAGAAGUUGCCUGUAUUCCCCUUUCAUUUUACCAUUCUUGAAUUUGACCAGGGGUGAAGAGAGUCUUGCAGUACAUUUUGUGUUGCUUGCUUCAGUAUUGUUUGUUUUAGACUACGAAGUCAAGUUGAGGGAAAAAUUUAACUCAUCCUAUUCACUGGAAUAACUCUUUAGUUAUAAUGAUAAUAUUUAUUCACUUAUAUUGCACAGAUAUCAAUAUGAUAAUUUUCAUCUGCACAUCACAAAAAUUAUUCAAAUUACAGAUCUAAUUACAAAUCAAAUCAAAUCAAAUCAAAUGUUGGUUUUUGGGAGAGGGGAAAAGCGGAGUACCCGGAGAAAAACCUCUCGGAGCAGAAAGGAGAAUCAACAAACUCAGCCCACUUAUGACGCCGAGUCUGGAAAUUGAACCCAGGCCACAUUGCAGGAGAGGGAGUUGGGUUCCCUUUCACCAUAAGAAACCCAUCUAAUACUAUCCUUAUCAAGGAUAAUUAGAACACAUUAUUUUUAGACUUGUAUAUACUGUUUAUACAUCUUCAUUAGUGGGGGCAACCCUGGUAUUUGUAAUUUAGUGAGGUGAAUCUGCAAGAAAUGAAUAAAAUAAAGAGCUUCUCUUGUUGUACUCUUUAAAGAUCUGUAAAGGAGGCUAGAUACCAAAGGAAGGUAUAAGAUCUAAUUCAAUAAAGGUUGUUUGGUAAAAUCUGAAAUAACACUACUUCCAAACCAAGUUCCUCGGGCCAAGCAAAAGGAACGUAACUUCAGUCAGGAAAGAUAUAUAGGAUGUUGUCAUACAACUUUAUACUUCAUUUACAAAUAUUUGUUUCAUUUACUCUUUAGUCUGUUCAAGCCCCAAAUGGCAUGAUAGCCCAUAUGUUUGGUCCUAUAGAGGGUCGCCGACAUGAUGCCUUCAUGCUUGGGGUGAGUGGCCUGUCAGCUAAACUGCGUCGAUUUGUUCAACCCAAUGGAGAGCCAUAUGUCAUUUAUGGGGAUCCUGCCUAUGGUAUUACACAGAACAUUAUUGCUUUAUUCCGUCAAGCACACCUUACAGAUGAUGAGCAGGAAUUUAAUACGAGAAUGAGCAGAGUUCGGACAAGUGUGGAAUGGGGUUUUGGUAAAAUCUGCCAAAAUUUUGCAUAUUUAGACUUUAAAAAGAACUUAAAGAUCCUUUUACAGCCUGUGGGUAAAUAUUAUUUAGUUGCAUGUGUUCUUAUCAAUUGUCACACCUGUUUAUAUGGCUCACCGACAACCACUUAUUUUAGUUUAGAGCCGCCACCCCUGGAAACCUACCUAUCCAACCUCUGA
This is a messenger RNA of Pocillopora meandrina, 1441 nucleotides long. NCBI's taxonomy places the organism in Eukaryota, Metazoa, Cnidaria, Anthozoa, Scleractinia, Pocilloporidae. The record is from the annotation of a GenBank genome assembly.